Messenger RNA from Cylicostephanus goldi, 552 nucleotides. The record is from the annotation of a GenBank genome assembly. NCBI's taxonomy places the organism in Eukaryota, Metazoa, Nematoda, Chromadorea, Rhabditida, Strongylidae.
CAGGUACGGUUCGAGCCAAUGCGAUCUCCAGACGAGCGUCCAAAGAAAGAAGACGAGGCGCCAUCGACAGCUAUUGACAUAGAUAGCUCGAUAAAAAAGAGACGCCCCAAGCCGUCAGGGUAUCAGGCAGCGACAGAUGCGGCUGUGAGACGAGAGCAAGAAAUGCGCCAAAGAGAAGAAGAGAGGUUUAUGAGGCCACCACCUGCAGAAGAACCGGCGGUAGAGCCGCCAGUUUUUCAACGUGUUCCCGAUAUGUUUCCUAUCGAAGAAGGAAUUGAUCCAGAUUAUCCUGCUCAACGUAUUGUUAUCAGCAAUUUUGUCCGUAAUGGAUGCCAUAUCAAACGUUGGCUAUAUGAGGAUAGUUACCCACUUGACGCUCCAAGGCCUUCAAUUUAUGAUAUCCAAAUUGCUGUUGUGGAAGACGAGGUUUAUGUUAUGGAUGCGCUGGCAGAGGUUCUACGUCAAAGUUACAUACAAGAUAAUAACGAAAACGAUCGCAUUCGAGGUGAAUUGCAACGUCUCGAUGUGAUACUGAAGAAUCUCGACGACUAA